AUGUCAAGAAGAGGCUUACGAGAUGAAGAAAUCGAACGAUUAUUGUGUGAAAUUCCAUCAGACGAGGAUUCCACUGUUGACACCACAGAUGACGAAUCUGAUUAUGAAGCAAGCAUUGUUGCGGAGGCUAUUGUGUCGUCUGAAGGCGAAGUUUCAGAGAGCGAGGAAGAAAGUGAGUCCACUCCGCCAAAACGCGCUGCUGACACAGCGCCAACUUGGGGACAACAAUUCAAUGCUACCUCAGGAAUGCAGUUCGACAGUGAAUCAGGACCAAGUGCUUUUAUUAGGGACAUUGAUGAUCCAGAACCUAUCGAUAUAUUCGAAAAAAUAUUUCCAAAAGAGCUAGUUGAGCUAAUCGUUUUCCAAACAAAUUUAUAUGCGACGCAAUCUGGCAAGUCUUUCACUCCAACAACUGACAAUGAAAUACGAACUUUCCUGGGAAUCAACAUUUUGAUGGGUAUAAAGCGUAUGCCAGCAUACAGAGACUACUGGUCUAGUGCCCCAGAACUUCAUGAUCGUUAUAUUGCAUCUCUGAUGGCAGUAAAUCGGUUUGGAUGGUUACUGAGGAACAUUCAUCUGAAUGAUAACACAUUGCAUCCAGAAAAAGGACACCCAGGUUAUGACAAACUGUACAAGCUGCGACCAGUGAUCAAGAUACUAUCUGAAUCUUUUUCCAAGUGUUACCAACCCAGCAAACACCUAGCAAUUGAUGAGUCAAUGAUCAAAUUCAAAGGCCGCAACAGUAUGAAACAAUACAUGAGAGAUAAACCCAUAAAGCGUGGUUACAAAGUGUGGAUGCUGUGUGACAAGACCUCUUACAACUUGAAAUUUGAUAUUUACACCGGAAAAGCGAGGUGCUUCGAGACAACGACAGAGGCGGCGGCGGCGGCUGCGUGGCCCGCCUUUUCCCCGAACGGCGCGGCCCCGCCGUUCCGCGGUUAUCCCGCGCCGGAACGGCCCCUGCGGGAGGCGAGUGGCUGCCCCGCGCGAUUACCGCAGACCUGCUGCACCACACCCGGCCGGCAUUUAUUUUUCGGGCCGCGGCGCGUCGGCUUUCAGCGCGGCGCCUCUCUGCUACGCUCGCGGUGCUGCGCCUUCUGA
This is a messenger RNA of Schistocerca americana (American grasshopper), 1101 nucleotides long. RefSeq names its product piggyBac transposable element-derived protein 4-like. The record is from RefSeq and is a predicted model, not a curated record. The transcript has 2 exons. The coding region runs from base 1 to 1101 and encodes 366 amino acids. Lineage: Eukaryota; Metazoa; Arthropoda; Insecta; Orthoptera; Acrididae.